Messenger RNA from Penicillium canescens, 387 nucleotides. RefSeq lists its product as uncharacterized. The transcript is spliced from 2 exons. Gene Ontology annotation, molecular function: oxidoreductase activity; copper ion binding. Bases 1 to 387 code for a protein of 128 amino acids. The record is from RefSeq and is a predicted model, not a curated record. Lineage: Eukaryota; Fungi; Ascomycota; Eurotiomycetes; Eurotiales; Aspergillaceae.
AUGGCUCUACCUCAUGGAGGCAAAAUGGCGCACCUUGGGCCGAGGCAUUCCCGCAAACACCAUACCUUGUGGCGCUCUACCAGAAAUGAAGCGGCUCUUCCGUCAUAUGAUGUGACCAUUGAAAGCUUUCCCGGCCCAAAUUGGGGAGGUUCAACUGCCGGAGCACUCGACGUGCAUUUUUUUCAUUCACAUGGCUUACAUUUUUACGAUAUUGGAAGUGGACCAGGAACCUACAAUAUCACUGAUAAUGGAUCUUCUCUAAAGUUUCGACAACCAAUCCAACGUGACACAACAAUGCUUUAUCGGUAUUCCACAACCGCACCCACAGGACAAGCUGCAGGGUGGGGAGCAUGGCGCGUCCGGUUACAGAUCCUGAAGUGUGGAUGA